CACCACUGGAAAUCAUUAGCUAGUUACCUUCUGGCGGCGUAACAUGUGGAAGACACUGGUGUAGAAACAGCUGAUCCUUAAAUUCGGUUACGUUAAGUCGUGCAUAAAGAAUGAACUAUUUUCAUAAAAUUGCUGAUUCAGAUAGUAAACUAAAAAAUUAUUGAACAUUUCAGAAUGUCGACACCUUUCUGCGACUGGCAGAUUACCAAGCAAUCAAUCAAGGACCGGGGCGGUUAUCUCUUCAAAACAGGAAUAUGGAGUGACUGUAGAUUCAUUGUAGGGACCAACCAACAGAUUAUAGAUGGCCACAAGCUCUUUUUGGCUAUGUCUAGUCCUGUAUUUGAGGCCAUGUUUUUUGGAGAAAUGCCUGAAAAGGAUCCAAUACCUAUUGUUGAUGUUCAGCCAGAUGCUUUCAAAGCGCUUUUGGAAUACGUCUAUACAGACAGAAUUAACCUUACAUCAUUUGAUCAAGCCUGCGAAUUAUGCUAUGCUGCUAAAAAAUAUAUGUUGCCUCAUCUAGUGGAAGGAUGUACUAAAUAUUUGUGGUCGGAUCUGAAUCCUAGGAAUGCAUGCAGAGCUUAUGAGUUUGGAAAACUGUUUGAGGAACCAUUGCUGAUAGACAAAUGUAUACAGAUAAUUUGUGAUAAGACCCGUGAAGUACUCUCAGAUACCAGUUUUGAUGAAGUUCAAUUCAAUACUUUACUAGAUAUUCUAGACCAAAAUCAACUGAAUAUACAGUCAGAAUUAGAUUUAUUUUCAGCUGUUGAAGGGUAUGCGCAAAGAGCAUACAAUCAUUCAGUUCAACAAUCAAUCGAAUCGACGGUAACCGCAAGCAGGAAUUCACCGCAAACACAGACCCCAGAAAACUUAGUGUCUGAAGCGGUGAAGAAGAUUCGGUUCCUUACAUUCACGCCUCAACAAUUUGCUGAUGGGCCUGGCAAAUCCAAUCUGCUCGCUGAAUCGGAAAAACUUGCCAUACUAAUGAAUAUCUGUUCGCCUAAUGCUGUGAUCCCCAUGCCAUCAGGUUUUACCACCAAUCGAAACUCCAGGUGUAAAGCUGAAAAUUUCGCACUGAAAUCAAACGCUAAGUUGCAGACGAUUGCAGAAUGUAAAAAGUUGUACUGUACCAUAUCAAUAAAAGAUCCAUAUCAAUGCACGGACCUUAAUAACAGAGAGACUACUGAACUGUUCAAGACAGAUUGGAAUGUAUUCAUCCAUGGGAUACAGGUAUUUGCGCAAACAAAGGCACACCUUCCACACCUUCGUCAGGUACUAUACCAAGAACUGAUGUAUGCUUAUCUGAAAGAAGAUAAUUGUCGUCCAGGUCAUUUGACUGACAGACAUUUUGAAGAUCAGGUGUACUCCGAGUCUACGAUCGACAUAAUUUUCACACGACCUGUAUACAUUGAAAAAAAUAAGGUAUACCAUCUCGGUCUCCUCAUGAGAAAACGGGGAAAUUAUCCCAAAAGUAGGCGGUCUAACCGGUCGAUUGGGUGUCCGGGGGUGCGCUUUACGUUGAUACGAGAAAUCUUUGGCGGUCCAGAUGAUGAAAAUAGGUUUAUUUGCGGUAUCAUAUAUUCGAUACCCAGCCGAAGUCAACAUCGGCUGUAUUUGAUACCUUCUGCUGCUGCGACGAGUGUGCCGGGACAUUGAUGGAUUUCCGCGAAAUGCCUCUAAUUCGGAUUAGAUUUUUUUGAAAGCGUCAAACGCCUGAAGAGUUCACGUGGUCCACAAGGGGUUAAAUGUGUAACUUUCGAGCGUCAAAGUUGAAACAAACCAGUGUCGAUGUUUUUGUUGUACGUGUUAUUCCAGGUCUUUAUGCCCAAGUCCUCAUGUGCUUUUCUGGAGGUUACUAGAUUUUACUGAUUACUUUGAGGUUGACACAAUUUAUUCAUACCAUGAAGUUUAUAGGCGCAGUCAUACUCGCACACGGUCGUUGACUUGAGGCUCCAAAUCCAAUCGCGUGAUCACUAUUCUCGAUCGGCGCUUGACGCUCUCAUGACGGUGACCUUUGCAUUAGUUUAAAGGUGUACGCCGAUUGAAGCGAAGGGAUCACAAGCCAAAUUGUUCUGUUCGGUUCCUUUACACUUAGCUAAAAAUGAUAAGCCGUGAGUUGGCACCAGCGUUGCCAUACGUACGAUAAUUUCAUGUACUGUACGAUACUUCGAGUACGAUAAUAGCUAAAUGUACGAUAAUAGUUAAAUGUACGAUAAUUUGAUGAAUGAGGUUUCUUUUAUUAAAAUGUGUCGUUACACUUCUCCCCGCCCCUCCCAUCUCCGCUCUCAAAUUAUAAUGAAUUGCCUUUUGUCGCCUCUUGCCCCUUCCCCCCGUUCUUCAAUUGACACGAAUAGGCUGCAUAGGCAACGAAGGCACCCCCCAUUCUUCGGAGACGGAAGGACCUUCGACACAGUGUACGAUAAUGUACGAUACCAACCAACGCUGGUUGGCACAUUACGAAGCGAAGUGACCCGACGUUUAACGGGCAGGUUAACUACAGUUUGACGCUCGGAAAAAAUCGCUUCUUUUUCUUGGCUUCGCUUCGCUCCAGUGGGCGUGAACCUUAAUGCUCUCUUAUAGAUUUGGCCUUUGAUUUUAUCGCCGGGAUUAGGUAAAAAGUGACAUUUCCAACUUCGGUGCAUAGCAUAUACACGGGCAUUCUUUUCUGCAGUAAAAUGGAAUUAUUACAGAUCGCAGGAUUAAAUGACAGCAAUGAAUGCUAGUGAAUAUGCUGUAAAUGAAAAUUAAACAGUAUAAUACUCGUAUUGUAACUGAAGUUCAUUCAGUGGAAAAUGGCCCCUAAUACGCUUUGGCUGUUGUACCUAUCAUUCGGGAAAAUGGAAAUAUUAUACAAGGGCGGUCCGAUAAGUACUUAGCCUACAAAAGAAAAACGAAAAUUUUCUAAAAGUGGCGAUUUAUUUUUCAACAUAGUCUCCCUUUCGCUUGAUACACUUGACCCAGCGAUGCUCCAACUUCUUUAACCCGUCUGAAAAAUCCGUUUUCUGGAGGUUUGCAAAGUAGGCUCAUCAAAAACCGGGCAACAACGUUGAAACUCAUUGAAUCAGUUUUUGACGGUCGCCAUCGAAGGAGAAGAGUUACCGUACACAGCAUCCAAGCGCUCUUUGAUUUCGCUGCGCGAUUUCACUUCCAAAAACAAGAAUUGAAUCACCGACCGAUAUUGCCCUUCGACAGAAAUUUUGACGGUAGUGUGCUACACGAUAGUAAUUUUCUUUCGCGAUAGUGACGUCGUUAGGCGGUGAGGCUAAGUACUUAUCGGACCGCCCUCGUAUUUGGUUUGAAAAGUCACUAUUACUGGCGAUACUUUAUUGUAAAAUACAUUAUAUUUUUUUGCUUUCGAGCUUCAGAUAUGUUUGUAUACUAAUACUAUUGUAAUGAGAAUGUAAAAAUGUAUGUAAGAAUAUACUUUUUUUUUAAUGUGCAA
Messenger RNA from Acanthoscelides obtectus, 3439 nucleotides. The record is from the annotation of a GenBank genome assembly. Lineage: Eukaryota; Metazoa; Arthropoda; Insecta; Coleoptera; Chrysomelidae.